CCCUCCCUCUAUGCCGCUGUUACCAGGGAUCCCGGCCGUAUUCUUCCAUCGCGCCCCGCAGCGGCCUCACGGGUCAUGUGACAAAGGAGAGACCACUUGUGACUGGCUGGCUGCUGUCACAUGAAAGCGAGGCGUUCCUCUCUAAACGGCGUCACGUGACAAGGGAACGCUCGUUUCGCCGUUCUGAUUGGUCAUCUGCUGUCACGUGAUACCGGUUCUCUAGUCUGUUUUCUGGCUCUGGCACCGCCUGUAUGAGACAACCGCAGCACUGGAAUUGGCUGGCGCGUGUCACGUGUUGCAGAUGCCGCUACCUGUCGCUCUCCAGUCCCGCCUAGCCAAGAGGGGCUUGCUCAAGCACGUGGAGCCUGAGCCAGAGGAGGAGAUCAUUGCAGAGGACUAUGAUGAUGACCAUGUGGACUACGAGGCCACACGGCUCGAGAACCUGCCCCCCAACUGGUACAAGGUCUUUGACCCUAUCUGUGGUCUACCCUAUUACUGGAAUGUGGAUAAUGACCUGGUGUCCUGGCUGUCCCCUAAUGAUCCCAACUCUGUCAUCACCAAGGCCAGCAAGAAGCUAAAGAACAACCUAGAGGCAGAAGAGAAGCCUGAGCGCCUGUAUGAGGAGGCUAAGGAACGGCGGUUCCAUCGCCGGGAGGAAAUUUCCCCCUACAGCAAGAGCAAAAAAGGGAGCCGGAAGGAUGAAGAGCUUGACCCCAUGGAUCCCAGUGCCUACUCGGAUGCCCCCCGGGGUACGUGGUCGACGGGGCUGCCCAAGCGCAACGAGGCGAAGACUGGGGCUGACACAACGGCUGCAGGGCCCCUGUUCCAGCAGCGACCCUACCCCAGCCCUGGCGCUGUGCUGCGUGCCAAUGCCGAGGCCUCACGUGCCAAGCAGCAAGACUGACUGGGCCUGGAUGACCCUGGGAACUCUGAGCCUCCCCACAGGGACUCCAGGACCCCCCUCCCCCCCAAACCUCCCAGGCCCUCUCUGGGACUGCUUAGGACCCCCAGACCCCCUUGGGAUCUUCUAUAGAGUCCCCCCAUGGGGAACCCAGGAUCCCUCCAGUCCCCUUGAAACCCCUGGGAUUCCCCUAAAGCCCAACAACAGGGAACCCAGGACUCCUCCAGACCCCCCCCCCCCCUCCCCCCACAGGGAGCUAAGGACCUCCCAAUACCCCCUGUCCCCAGUCCCCCUCCAUGGGAACCUGCUGUCACCUACUGGCAGUGAGGACCCCCAGAGCCCCCUUUUUGGUGUCCCAGCACCCGUACAGAGAUCUCCCUCUUUGGGGCCCUUAAACCCUGCCCCGGGAAUCCCUCAGACCUCUUUUCCAGUGCCUUCCCUGCUCAGAAGCCCAUAUGGGGACCCCCCAGACCCCACCCAAAAUUCCCUGUUUUGAUAUAAUAAAGCUAGUGCGGUGGA
Alligator mississippiensis (American alligator) is the source of this 1420-nucleotide messenger RNA. RefSeq names its product polyglutamine binding protein 1 (gene PQBP1). Gene Ontology annotation, biological process: alternative mRNA splicing, via spliceosome. The record is from RefSeq and is a predicted model, not a curated record. Gene Ontology annotation, molecular function: lipid binding; ribonucleoprotein complex binding; protein binding. The transcript is spliced from 8 exons. Gene Ontology annotation, cellular component: nuclear body; cytosol; cytoplasm. NCBI's taxonomy places the organism in Eukaryota, Metazoa, Chordata, Crocodylia, Alligatoridae. The coding region runs from base 302 to 904 and encodes 200 amino acids.